CCACGCCGAGCAUUCCAAUCCGCCCUACGUUUGAGAGAGAAGAUGGCGACCACCGAGACGCUAAUUCAACGCGCAAAGCUCGCCGAACAGGCCGAACGGUACGACGACAUGGCGAAAGCGAUGAAAACCGUGACGGAGAACAAGGAAGGCGACGAGUUGACGGCCGACGAACGAAACCUUCUUAGCGUCGCGUACAAAAACGUGGUCGGCGCGCGGCGCUCGUCGUGGAGAGUCAUCUCUAGUAUCGAACAGAAGUCGGAGGGAAGCGAUUCGAAACAGGCGAUGGCGAAAGAAUAUCGCGAAAAGAUCGAGUCAGAGCUGAAGGAAAUCUGCAAGGACGUGCUGAAGCUGCUCGAUGAGCAUCUAAUUCCGGCGAGUAAGCAGGCCGAGUCUAAGGUAUUCUACCUGAAGAUGCAAGGCGAUUAUUACCGUUAUUUGGCGGAGGUUGCUUCAGGAGAAAAGCGUUCGGGUGAGAGCCCAGAUUCGAUUUUGUCUGCUCGUUUGUCGGUUUGUUUGACGGGUUUUUUUGACCGUCCAGAGGUGGUAGAUAAAUCGGAGAAAGCUUACGAUCAAGCUCGUGAAGAGGCUGACAAAGAAAUGCCUCCGACUCAUCCCAUCAGACUCGGAUUGGCGCUUAAUUUCUCCGUCUUUUACUACGAAAUCGUCAACAACCAAGCCAAAGCUUGCGAGUUGGCAAAAAAGGCCUUCGACGACGCCAUAGCAGAGUUGGAUAAUCUCAACGAAGAAUCGUACAAGGAUAGCACUCUUAUCAUGCAGCUGCUUAGAGACAACCUCACUCUGUGGACAGCAGAUGCUCAAAACGAAGAGGGCGCUGAAGGAGAUCAAGAAGGCGGAAACUGAUAUAAUUACUGUGGCAUUCUGCUUGCAACAAGACUUGUAAUGAGUUUUGCAUGGUGGCCUUCUAGUGGCUCUGUUACUUGUUUCACAGGCUGAGGAGGAGACCAAUGUAGUUUAUGUGUUGCUGUAGCUUUGCUUGUUGUUAUGUUGUACUUUGGCAUUUGACAAUCCUAGUGGCAUUGUCGUGUGGUCAGAAUAUCACUAAAGACUCUCCUGGCAGGUCAUAUAUCUAGA
This is a messenger RNA of Corticium candelabrum, 1092 nucleotides long. Its product is annotated as 14-3-3 protein zeta/delta-like. The coding region runs from base 43 to 861 and encodes 272 amino acids. The record is from RefSeq and is a predicted model, not a curated record. Gene Ontology annotation, cellular component: cytoplasm. The transcript has 4 exons. Gene Ontology annotation, biological process: signal transduction; intracellular protein localization. Lineage: Eukaryota; Metazoa; Porifera; Homoscleromorpha; Homosclerophorida; Plakinidae.